Messenger RNA from Malania oleifera, 647 nucleotides. RefSeq names its product putative invertase inhibitor. NCBI's taxonomy places the organism in Eukaryota, Viridiplantae, Streptophyta, Magnoliopsida, Santalales, Ximeniaceae. Gene Ontology annotation, molecular function: enzyme inhibitor activity. The transcript has a single exon. Bases 41 to 580 code for a protein of 179 amino acids. The record is from RefSeq and is a predicted model, not a curated record.
GUGAGAUCUCAACACAUGCAAGGGAAAAAAUAAAAUAAAAAUGGAGACACACUAUUUGAAAAUAACACCACUGGUUUUUCUUCUGCUUAUAUCUCGACUAUGGACGAAUGCGAGGGCAGAUCUUGUAGAAGACGCUUGUAGCCAAGUUUCUACUGGCAAUUACGAUCUCUGCAUAUCAUCAUUAAGGUCGGACCCCAGCACCAACACCAGCACUGAUGUGAAAGGGCUGGCAUAUGUCAUGCUUGGGGUGCUUAAUGCGAAUGCAACAGCUAUUGUCUCCCGAGCGAGUGAAUUACUUAACAAGACUGAUGAAUCAGUUAUUCAGCAAUGUCUUGACGAUUGUGCAAUUGGGUACUCCAAAGUAACUGCGGAUUUCAUUAAGUUGGCUUAUGGCUUUCUGAAUUCAAGUGAUUACGGAAGUGCUGUGGAUCAAACGUCAUCCAUGGUUGAAACCGCAGAAGACUGCGAGGACUGCUUCGUUGGGCCGCCGAGUGUCCGCAAAUCGCCGAUCACUGCUGCAAACAACGUUUUUGAAAAACUAGCUACAAUUGCUGGUGACAUCAUCGCUAUUCUAGGUUAAUUAUGCACUCCUUUGUAAUCUUUUCUUAUAGAAAAAUAAAUAAUUACAAUCUCUUUUAUUUUUAAAG